AUGUCCUUGUCCAACCAGGCCGAGGAGACCAGUCCGGACGCCCACGUGGAGGAGGCAGCAGGUGCAGCCUUCCCCGGGGAUGCAGCGCCCCAGGAGUUCCUCUACUGCGAGAGCUGCGGGAACGUUUACGGAGACGGCGAGGCGUACGCCAGGGAUCACAGUGGGCAGCCCGGAUCCUGCGGCGGCGUUAGUGAGGGACUGGCGUUCGUAGACGAGACGGCAAGAGACUACAUUUUGGAGGAGGUCCACGAGGAAGACAUCGUCGAGCCGGACGUGCCGCUCUGGGAGCUGGUGGAGGAAGUUCCGGCCACGGCGGAGCAGCAUGAGUCCACCAUGUCCGAACGCUACUUCUGCUACGACUGCCACAGCAUUUUCGAGAACCGCAGCAGUGCCGAGGAGCACCUUUGUCCGCGGCCGGAUUCCGGGGCAGGUUCCAGCCAGCCACUCAAGGCGGAGGCCCGUCCCCCAGUUCGUCGAAAGCUGGCCAGUGUUAGUGGCCAGAGGACGGGACCAAAAGACGCCAUCUCCGCAAUUAGCUGUGGGAUCUGCAACACCGUUUUCAGUUCGGACAAGUUCCUAAAGUUCCACAUGCGGAUCCACGACAGUCGCGCCUCCAAGAGCAUCCAGGAGGCCCUUCCCGUGGGCGCCCAUCAGCAGUACAGCGAGCUGAAUCAGUUCUACUGCGAGAUCUGCAACAAGAGCUUUGAUGAGAACCUCUUGACGGUACACAAGCAGAUGCACCAGCAGUCUAGCAACGAGAUUAUGUGCAGCAUUUGCAACCGAAAGUUCGAGGACGACGUUACCUACCAGAUGCACCAAAAGAUCCACGAAAAGCCUCGCGAGACCGACGCAUCCAGCCGAUUGAGCCAGCGUCCUGGACAAGGCGACAACAAGGAGAAGCCCGGCUUUCCCUGCCAGUACUGCGAGCGCGUGUUCACCCGUCCCUUCGAGAAGGUCAAGCACGAACGCGUGCACACCGGCGAGAAGCCCUACGCCUGCGAGGUCUGCGGCAAGACCUUUCGCGUGUCCUAUUCGCUGACCCUCCACCUGCGCACCCACACCAACAUUCGACCGUAUGUGUGCACGGUGUGCAACAAGCGGUUUAAAUCGCAUCAAGUGUACGCCCAUCACCUGCGCAUCCACAGUUCGGAGCGGCAGUUCACCUGCGACGCGUGCCCCAAGACCUUUCGCACCUCCGUGCAGCUGUACGCCCACAAGAACACCCACACCAAGCCGUACCAGUGCACCGUCUGCAAUCGGCCCUUCUCCUCGCUGUACGCCGUCCGGAAUCACAUGGUGACGCACAAGGAGGACAAGGAAAAGGGAACUUCGAACUCCAAGAACGGAAAGAAUGCAGCUGGGAAAUUCUAUUGCAGCACUUGUGGCGCCGAGUAUGCGCGUCUCUUCUCGCUGCGCCUGCACAUGAAGUCGAGCCACGGCGUCGUGGAGGAUGGCGCCGCGCAGCAGGAGGAUCCCUCCUCCACAGCGGAAGAUUUGCAGGCAGCCGAGACCGAUGACUCCGAGACAGCGGUGCUGAUAGCAGCUGCCCAGGCAGAUGCCGCCUAUAUUAACGCUGUGGUGAACGACGUCGAUGUCGUGGGAUCCGUGCCCACCUACGAGGAGUGCGUGGAGUUCGACGUGGACAACUUCCACAGCGAGGAGAUUAUCACGGAUUGGCUUAAGUAACUGUUUAAAUUUCUACUCCGACUAGUAAAUAGAUCUAUUGUUAUACCAAUUGUAAAUACCUUCUUCCUUGGAAGCCAUUAUUAUUCGC
Messenger RNA from Drosophila takahashii, 1774 nucleotides. RefSeq names its product Optix-binding protein (gene Opbp). Lineage: Eukaryota; Metazoa; Arthropoda; Insecta; Diptera; Drosophilidae. Gene Ontology annotation, molecular function: DNA-binding transcription factor activity, RNA polymerase II-specific; RNA polymerase II transcription regulatory region sequence-specific DNA binding. Gene Ontology annotation, cellular component: nucleus. Gene Ontology annotation, biological process: regulation of transcription by RNA polymerase II. The record is from RefSeq and is a predicted model, not a curated record.